CUUCGACGAAUACCCCGGCGUCCUGGGGGCGAUGAGCGACGUGAGGAGGGGCCGCUACUGGGAAGUGGAGGUGGGGGACAAGAGGUGCUGGGAGGUCGGGGUGGCCUGGGCGUCCGUGCGCCGGCUCGGGCAGCUGGCUCCGAGCCCCGAGGAGGGAUUCUGGGUCCUCAGCCUGUGGGACGGGAAGAAGCUCCAGGCCCUCACCGGCUCCGAGACCCCCCUGAAGAACAUCCCCAUCCCCAGGACACUGGGGGUCUACCUGGACUACGAGAAGAUGGAGGUCUCCUUCUUCAACGCCGAGACCGCAGCCCACAUUUACACCUUCCAGGAGAAGUUCUCCGGGGAAGUGCGUCCCUUCUUCUCUCCGGGGAACGACGAGGAGCCCAUGAGGAUCGUCCCGGCAAGACGGGCAUAAUCACGCUGACAGAUCCUGCUGAUUGUUUUAGUUUCAGUUCCAUUUCCCUGUACUGUUGAUACACUGUUGUCCAAAUACAACUACGACUACAUGUACAGUGAUUGAGUACAACUACAAAUACAAGUUACACAUACUGUACAAAUACAUUUACUAAUACAAAUACAGUUAAUUAAUACAAAUGCAAGUUACAAAUACGAAUACGGUUAAUGAGUACUAAUACAGUUAUUGGCCUACAGUAAUUAUGACAGCAGUCUGCAGUUCCUCAUGGUGAGAGGCCAGGCAGUCCGUGACCUGCAUCGCUCUUGCACUAUUUCUUUUGUUUUUUUUCAUUUUCUUUAUUCUUCUCCGAUUGAUCGGUACAUCAAGCAAUCACAUCAAUGUACAUCAACAAAAAUCGCUCCAUCAAUCAAUCCCUCGUCCCUCCCCCUCCCACCCUCAGUUAAUGAAAGAAAAGUGAUUUUAUCAACCUGAAUUAAAAACAGAAUAUACAACAUACAGUAUGGGCUCCCCCAAAUAUCCCACACUGCAAACUCUUAGUCAUUUUCUCUCCACAUACAACCAAACCAGAAAAAAUAUAAAACUGUAUAUACAACUCUUUCCUCCCAAUGAUUUUAUCAAUAUUUUACUCCUCUCCCUUCCCUGCUUUUAUUUUCUCUUCCCUUACCCCUUUCCUUCCUCUUUCUCUUUUCUUCUGUGUCUCCUUUUCCCUUCAUUUUAAUUUUAUUUUAGUUUUUCUUUCCACCCUUGGAAUAUUGUUUCAUUCAAGAUUCCAAGACACACCCAGCUCAGACCAGUCCUGUGUCCUAAAACUUCAGUUCAAUUGACCUUUGUCUCUAUGCACAUAUACUGUACGCCGAUACCUUGCUGCUAAUAUAAUCAGAUCUGCGCCUUUGUUUGUGUAGAUAUCAGGUUGAAGGAGAGGCUGAACAAGUGUACAUUUUGUGGUUUACCUCUGUAUGGAAUACCUAAGAAUGUGCCAUUGUUAACAAGCCAUGCAAUUAACCUAUUUAAUGAUCAUUCGAAAACAAGGGUGUGUGCAACUAUAUGACAAUGCUGACGUGUCAAGUAGAGUUCUUCUCAUAGCUUUGUGUUGGGGUGAAAUACCUCUCUUUUAAUCAUAGGAGUCUGGUUCAACGGCAAGUCAUUCCAUUGAUAUUGUAGAACGUUUAAAGAUAAAUGAAGACAUUAGAAUAUAACAUC
This is a messenger RNA of Lepisosteus oculatus (spotted gar), 1615 nucleotides long. Lineage: Eukaryota; Metazoa; Chordata; Actinopteri; Semionotiformes; Lepisosteidae. The record is from RefSeq and is a predicted model, not a curated record.